UAUUUUUUUUUAGUAUGCAUCUGACUGUUUACUGUGCAUAACCCCUGUGUAGUAUCAUUUUUUUAAAAUGGAGUCUACUCCUAUAGUAAACUUUUACAAAGGAAAAUCUAUUUUAAUUACUGGAGCGACCGGAUUUUUGGGAGGUGUUGUUCUAGAAAAACUAUUGUAUAGUUGUCCAGAUGUGAAAACCAUUUAUGUUCUAAUUAAAUCUAAGAAGGGUGUAUGUGGCCAGGAAAGACUGACACACUUGUUGAAUUUGACGAUUUUCCAAAGGAUACGUAAUGAAAAUCCCGAAGUGUUAAAAAAGGUAAUUCUGGUAUCUGGUGACAUGAGAGAUGACAAUCUUGGAUUAAGUGCUGAAGACAUGGAAUUGCUUAGGAAAGAGGUAUCAAUAGUUUUUCACAUCGGAGCUAGCGUAAAUUUUGCACAGCCGUUAUUGGAAAUUGUCAAUGCGAAUACUCGAGCUUCUGAGAAAAUGCUUCGGUUGGCUAAGAGUAUGGAAAAAAUACAGGCAUUCGUCUACGUAUCAACAGCUUACAGUAACUGUAGACAAAAUAACGAUGUGAUCGAUGAAGUUAUAUAUAAUAUGACUACGUCUGUGCAAUCCGGUUACUAUGCAGUAGACAACAUUCCACCGACCAACAAUUUGCUACACAAUUUGAUAGAUAGAAGACCAAACAGCUACACAUAUUCCAAAGCGUUAACAGAACUUUUGAUCGCGAGUGAAUUUAAUGAUUUGCCAGUUGCUGUAGUCCGACCAACGAUUAUAACAGCAACAAUGAAAGAACCGAUAAAGGGGUGGGUCCAGGGUUGGAAUGGAGGUAACACGGUGAUUCUAUUUCAAGGUAUAGGUCUUAUAAGAUCCUGGAAUUGCAAUGUUGAUGCCAUUAUUGACAUUAUCCCAGCGGAUAUCGUGGCCAAUUUGAUUGUUGCUGCUGCCUGGGAUAUUGCCAGAAACAAUACAAAACGUCAAGGCAAUAUAAAAGUGUUCAACUGUGCAUCUAGUUCUCAAAAUCCUCUGACUGUGGGACAACUGUUUUACACCUCCUUGAGUCAUAGCAAGAAAAUACAUAGUUACCUGAUACCUCCAUAUCCGUUGUUAAUUCAUAAUCGCACCUUGCAUUCCAUUAUAUUUUUCUUUCUUCAAGUCCUUCCCGUUUACAUUAUAAAAGGAUUAUGUGGCAUCUUUGGACGCAAGCCAAGAAUCGUGCAGUUGUUCGAGAAAAUACCGAAACUAGAAAUCAGCCUGCCAUUUUUUACGUCUAAUCAGUUUACUUUCAUUGACAAGAACACAAGACAAUUAUACAUGGAAAUGAACGCAAAAGACAAACGCAUUUUCUACUUUGAUGUCAAAAUUAUCGAUUGGUAUAGUUAUUUGGAGACAUAUGUUAUGGGCCUUAAAGAAUAUCUGCUAAAAUUAUAAAAUAGUUAUGCAAAAGGCAAUAAAAUACAAAUACUGUUGCGUAUUGAAGAUGCAUUCACUUUUCAAGAAGUGCAGGAUUAAAAGGAGAAAAGUGUUUAAAUUUUGACGAAUAUGAAAUCAUAAUUUAUGAAUCAGUUAUUGCCUGAUAUAAAGUUCACCACGUUUGAAAUGGCAUAAUCCCUCAGUCAGUUUUAGGACCUGCCCGGAAAAUAAACAGCUGAACGAGUU
Pectinophora gossypiella (pink bollworm) is the source of this 1651-nucleotide messenger RNA. Its product is annotated as putative fatty acyl-CoA reductase CG5065. Lineage: Eukaryota; Metazoa; Arthropoda; Insecta; Lepidoptera; Gelechiidae. Gene Ontology annotation, cellular component: peroxisome. The transcript has 10 exons. The coding region runs from base 68 to 1423 and encodes 451 amino acids. Gene Ontology annotation, biological process: long-chain fatty-acyl-CoA metabolic process. The record is from RefSeq and is a predicted model, not a curated record. Gene Ontology annotation, molecular function: alcohol-forming very long-chain fatty acyl-CoA reductase (NADP+) activity.